AUGGCCGCGAAGGGCGGCGGCGGCGGGGGCGUGGGCACGCUCAAGUCCACCUCCAUCAACGGGGUCAAGCUCUACUCCGUCACCGGCAAGAACUACGUCGCGCCCUGGGUCCUCGCCAAGAAGAAGCGCUCCCUCCGCAAGGACGCAGAGUACCAGCGGAGGCUGGAGCUGAUCCAUGACCUCAGGUUCGAGACCGCCACCACCAGGAUCAAGGUCACCCCCGACGGCCAGUAUGUCAUCGCAUCAGGUAUUUACCCCCCACAGAUGAAAGUCUUUGAGUUGAAGGAACUGUCAAUGAAGUUCGAGAGGCACAUGAUUUCAGAAAUUGUGGAUUUCGAGGUCCUUGGUGAUGACUACUCAAAACUCGCAUUCUUGUGUGCUGAUCGUUCUGUAUGCUUGCAUGCAAAGUAUGGAAGUCACUAUAGCGUGAGAAUUCCAAGAAUGGGAAGGGACUUGGCCUACGAUUGCUGGUCUUGUGACUUGCUAUGUGCUGCUUCAUCACCAGAUCUAUAUAGAAUCAACUUAGAGCAGGGACGAUUCCUCGCAUCUCUUUCUACCCAAUCACCAGCAAUAAAUGUUGUUACACGGAGUAUGAUCCAUGGGCUUGUUGCUUGUGGUGGUGAGGACGGUGCAGUUGAGUGCUUUGAUAUGAGGAGAAAGUCUUCUGUUGGCAGAAUUGAUACAACUUCUUCUUCUGAAGAUAUUGAUCAGGAGGUCACAUCUUUGCAAUUCGAUGAAAAUCAAGGGUACCUUAUUGCAGUAGGGAGCAGCAUAGGAAAGGUAUCGGUAUAUGAUAUACGCAUGUCUUCUCCUCUGCGAGUCAAGGAUCACAUGUAUGGCAGCCCAAUUUUAAAUAUCAAAUGGCACCAGUCACUUAAUUCUACUGAACCUAAAUUGAUAACUGCUGAUAAGCAUAUAGUACGGGUUUGGGAUCCUAAUACAGGAAAUAACAUGACUAGCGUCGAACCUGAUAAUGGUUCUAUCAAUGAUGUUUGCAUCUUCCCGAAUAGUGGUUUAAUGCUAUUAGCCCUGGACAACAGCCAGAUACCUGCCCACUUUAUUCCUGCACUUGGCCCUGCUCCAAAGUGGUGCUCCCAUCUUGAUAACCUAACUGAGGAGAUGGAAGAGAAACAAGAAAACACAUUAUAUGACGAUUACAAGUUUUUGACUGAAGAAGAGAUGGAACGAUUGGGUCUCUCUGAGUACAAAAACAGUGAUGCUGUCAGAGCACAUUUACAUGGAUAUGUCAUACGCUACGAUCUAUAUAAGAAGCAACGGGCUAAACUUGAUAUUAUGGAUUAUGAGACUCUUCAAAAAGAGAUGAAGAAAAAGAAACUAGAUGCGCAAAGGAAAUCUCGUAUAACGCAAGUUGUCAAAAUACCAAAGGUUAACCGGCAAAUGUUUGACAAUAUACUUGCAGAGGAAGAGGAAUUGGAUGCUGAUGUGGAUAAUGUUGAUAAAUCUAGCACCAGGAAGAAGAAAAGAAGAUUAGAAUUGACCAAGUCACUAUUGACAGAUCCGCGUUUCGAUGAAAUGUUUAAAAAUAAGGCCUACGAAGUCGAUGUAACCUCAAGAGAAUACCAAGCACUCCAUCCUCAAGUGGCUACAGCGGAGCCUCCUCUAAUUGAGGAACAUUUUGAUAGUGUCAGUGAGGACGAAGACGAACAAGAUGCUGGUUCUUCUGAUGAGUCUGACAGUGACAAUGACAUUCAUAAUUCGAAGCGUAUAAGGUUGUACGAAGUCAAGGAUGAUCGCCAUGCUGAAGCGUUCUUGAACAGUGUCUCCCUUGGCGGUGAGGAAGCUCGGCCCCUUGGAGAUAGGGUAGCUGCACUGGAAAGGCAACAGAACUCCCGUGCACUUGAUAAGGUGAAGUACGGACCUGGUGGCUCACGAGAAAUCUCGUUCAUCGCUAGAAGCUCAAGAAGGCGCAACGACGAAGAAGAUGAACACAGCGAAGAAGAGGCUACAGGUAACAAGAGGAGAAGCGUGCAAUCCCUGGGGUUGAAGCAGGGCAAGGCCGAGUUCUAUUUGUUUGGUGGAAGCCGUGGCAGAGGUGGCGGCGGAGGUGGUCGCGGCAGAGGAGGCGACCGCGGUAGAAGAGGCGGAGGCGGUCGUGGCAGAGGAGGCGGAGGCAGAGGUGGCGGCAGAGGCGAGUUUGGAGGCGGAGGUGCAAGCGAAUUUGGAGGCAGAGGCGGAGGGGGAGGCAGAGGCAGGGGUAUGAGCAGGGGCAGGGGUAGGGGCAGGAGCAGAGGAAGGGGAAGGGACUGA
Molecule: messenger RNA, 2268 nt
Organism: Lolium rigidum
Lineage: Eukaryota; Viridiplantae; Streptophyta; Magnoliopsida; Poales; Poaceae
Product: nucleolar protein 10
Exons: 16
Coding region: 1-2268 (755 amino acids)
Biological process (GO): maturation of SSU-rRNA from tricistronic rRNA transcript (SSU-rRNA, 5.8S rRNA, LSU-rRNA)
Cellular component (GO): 90S preribosome; nucleolus; nucleus
Molecular function (GO): protein binding
Source: RefSeq, a predicted model, not a curated record